AAACAAACAGUGGAAUGUCUAAUCGUUUGGAGGAGCAGUUUGUUCAAGAGCUCCGCAACUUUGAAUACAAAAUUAUUGUUUUACGCAAGAUUUUAGUACUUUUGUUUUAUACAUGACUCUGCAGAGUUAGUUAAUGAUGUCUGAUGCACCUUUUACAGUUGUCUCCGAUGGGGAAGAGGAGCCAGACUGCGAAGCUUUGGAAAUUUCCCCCGACGAACCCGAAAUUGAUGGCGGCGAGAUUCGGAAGAAUUUAUUCGAUGACUUCAAAGAGUUGGACCCUCAAACUCCUGACAAUGGCCGAGAAUAUAUGAGAGCGUACUUAAGAAUUCGUCCUUUUACAGAGGACGAAAAAGGAAAGGAUGAAAAUAAAGAUUGUAUGGAAAUCGAAGGCGAAAGUGCAAUUCUUCUAAACGCGCCAAGAGAUUCGUUUACUUUCAAGAACGAGAAGCGAGGUCGAGAAGUAACACAUCGGUUCACGUUCUCUCGGGUUUUCGGCCCCGAAACGACACAAAAAGACUUCUUUGAUGAAACUUCGUUAGGGCUUGUUAGAGACUUUGUCGAUGGACAGAAUUGUUUGGUCUUUACAUACGGUGUAACCAACUCUGGAAAGACUUACACAAUCCAAGGCACGGCUAAAGAUGGAGGAGUCUUACCACGGACACUUGACGUCUUGUUUAAUAGCAUUCAUGGUAGGGAAUACAAUAGAAUGGACUUAAAGCCAAGAUAUUUUUGUGAUGUGAUGAGAUUGGACAAGAAGCAGGAACACAUGGAGGAUGUACUCCGUAAUGGACUUAUCAUGUCGCUCACAAAAGAGCAAUUUGACCUGUACUCCUUCCUCCAACUGGACGACUCUGAGAGAUCCAAAAUGAAUGCAUCGGAUGAGUCGUCCAUGCAAGCCUCCAUGAAGGGCCAAGAUGGAGACCAGACCUCAGAUCAAACUAUGGACAAGGAUGAUGAUGAUGAUGUUCGGGUGGCUGAUGGCACCACUAUAAGUGUAGAUGACCAGGGUGAUGUGCGCUUCUCCAUCUGGGUCUCAUUUGCUGAGAUCUAUAAUGAGUUAAUCUACGAUCUCCUGGAGCCGUGCCCUGAAGGCAAAGGGAAGAAAAGACCCACUCUAAAGCUGGGGGAUGACAAACAUGGCAACCCUUAUGUUAAAGGUCUAAGAGAGGUGUGUGUUGCAAAUGCUGAUGAGGCAUACAAGAUUCUAAAAGUUGGGAAAAAGAACCAGACAAUUGCUUCUACCAAACUAAACCACCAGUCAAGUAGAAGUCACUGUAUUUUCAGCAUCAAGAUAUUAAGAGUUGUAAAUGUGGAUAACCCUCACGUGGCCCGUGUUAGCAGGUUGUCGUUUGUCGACUUGGCUGGAUCCGAGAGAUACAGCAAGACUCAGAGUACGGGUGACCGACUCAAGGAGGCUGGAAAUAUCAACACAUCCCUCAUGACUUUAGGGAAGUGUCUUGAUUACCUGCGGUAUAAUCAGCAGCACCCCAAUAACCCUCAAAUGAUCCCAUUCCGGGAGAGCAAGCUCACACGCCUGUUUCAGGGCUUCUUCUGCGGCAAGGGGAAGGCUGCUAUGGUGGUCAACAUCAAUCAGUGUGCAUCCACAUUUGAUGAGACCUACCAUGCACUUAAGUUCUCUGCUAUUGCCAAGCAAGUGACAACCCGUGUGGUCAAGCCCUGCGAUACUGUGCAGCCUCCCCCAGAGAAGAGUUUCCGAGCCUCGUUUGCAUUUAACGCACUUAGCCGCUCGGUCAGAAAGAGCGUGGCCUGGGAAAAUGGUGCCCUUUCCACCCCUGCUGGGGCAGUUUGUGCAACCCCCUCACGCGAAUUGUGUGCUUUGGAGGAGACGCCAGCUGCGGAAUACCAGCAGCAACUGGAGCAAUUCUGUAAGCUUCUUCAGGAGCAGCUAUUGGCUGAGAAGAAAGAAAAGUUUGAGUUGGAAAAAAAGAUCCGAGAAGAAGUGUGCGCCGAAAUGGCCGAGCAAUUAGUUACAAUCGAAAAUGAGUUCAGUGAAAGAGUGCAGGAGACGGUGAAAGUCGUGGAGGAGAAAUGCGACCGGCGUAUCGAGCUGCUGGUGCGCUCAGUCAAGAAAUCGAGGAAGAGACCUCGGAUGGACCGCGAGGACGAUGAGGAGUGGGUCCCGAGUGUGCUCCUGCAGUCGGAAAAAAUGAAAGUCAAGGAUCUAGCAAGCCAGGUGAGCGAGCUGAGCCGAGAGGCUUCUGAAGCCAAACAGAUGCUUGAGGAGGCAGGGGAGGCGGUGGUAGAGAAGGAUGCCGUGAUUUCCCGACUUAGUGGGGAACUCGACAGACUCAAAACCGCGCAGCAAGAAGAUGAGAAACAGCGAGCAUUGCAGGAUGACGCGCUGAACGAGCUGCGGGCAUGCCUCGAGACCUCCAGUAAGGAGGUCGAGAUCGCCCGUAUUAAGCUCGAUCAGCGCGACCGCAGAAUGCGGGAGAAGGAGGCCGAGAUCGAAGAUCUCAAGCGUCAGCUCCGAGACAAAGAAGAAACUGUUUCCACGCAAGCUGAAGCUCUCACAAAAGUGUCGAAGGAAUUGGAGCAGACGAACCAGGAGUUGGAAAACGUGAAGUGCUCCAUGGAAGGAAAGUUCCAAGAAAACCAGAAUGUGUUCCAGGAAAAGUGUGCUGCUUUGAGAAAGGAGGAAGAACUGGUGAAUAAACUUCAGCGGCAGCUCAAAGAAUCAGAGGAAUCAAUCGAAAGAAAGGUGGAGAUUAUCGAAAGUGGUAGAGAAUUAUUGGCAAAAUUAAAGUCUGACUUAGAACAGAAAUCGCAGGCCUUGUUAAAGGAAGAGGCAGCCAGUGAAGCUUUAAAGAAAGAUCUUCAAGAGAAAGAGAUCCUUUUGGGUGAAAGGUACUCCGACAUAGAGACGUUGAAUAAGCAAAUUGAGGAGUUUAGAAACAAGACUAAACCGGUCAAACCUGUUAGCAUCCAGCGAGAACAGCAGACUGAUUCUGUUAGUCUAGAUCUUCGUGAUCGAGGACAACAGACGGAACAAGUAAAUCAGGAUAAUCUGGUAGAGCAGGAACAGCAAACCGAACCAAAGAAACCUGUUGCUGUUGAGAAACAUCAAAGCGAAAAAGAACUCGCCUACAUUGAGACACAUCUUUCCUGCGUGGUCGGAAAGUUGCGAGAUGAACUGGCCAACAAAGAGGAACUGAUGAAGGAACUAGUGCAGUCUCUUGAAGAGACUAGGGCCGAGAAGGAGUUUGAAAGGCGAGAGCUCUUGUUGCAGUGUGAGGAGCAUAAAAUGCAAAUAAGCACACUGCAGAAGGAUCUGGAAAAUAAUGUUAGCGCGGAAGAAAUGGAAGCCUUGAGGAAAGCGGCUAAAGAGGUCGAGGAGGAGCUUCAGAGGGUGAAGGAAGAAAGAGAGUCCAUGCAGGAACUUAAAGACACAAAUGACUUUGAGAAAGAAGAAGUGAAAUCAGCUCUUGAGCUUGCAAAUGCGAGGAUCACUGAGUUAGAAAAGCAUCUUGAGUCGCAUUACGAAGAGCUAAAUCAUUCGCGUUCCGAAAAGAACACAGAAUUGGAAUCACUUCGCACCUCGCUGGAAGCCUCAGAAGGGAAAGUAAAAGAACUCAGACUACAACUCGUGGCAAAGGACUCUGAUUUUGAAAAGCUGAAGGUCCAAGUUGGGGAGUACGAAGAUUUGAAGCUCACGCUGGAGUCAAUGAGCUCGAAGUUAGAGCAAACCGUAAAGGAAGUUGAAAUCAAGACAAGUGAGCUAGAAACACGUGCAGGGGAAACUCUAUUGGCGAAGGAGUCUCUUGAAGUCGCUAAUAAAAAGAUAAAGGAACUCCAGGCCCAGCUCCUUACUGCGCGGGAGCUAACGCAACAAGAAUGUGUUUCCAAAGAAGCAAGUGAGGUUGCGAAUUUGAGAGAUGCGCUAGAAAAGGCUAACAGUAAAGUUGCACAUUCUGAAGAGAUUCUUGCCUUAAAAGCAGCAAGGUUAAAGGAACUUGUCAAUGAAUUGGACAAGAUGAAAAAGGACCUUGAUGCUCAGAAACAGGCAAUAGAAGAGUCGCGGUCAGAAGAAUCCGGGAUCAUUGGCGAGAUGGAGGAGAAGCUGAAGGAAUCAAAAGAUAAGAUUUCAAAACUUGAGGGUACACUGAACGACAAGGCGAAGGCUUUAGAGAAAGCACACCUGAGUCUAAAAGAGGCUGAGACCAAGUUGGAAGAGAUGUCCACAAAUAACGUCAAGGCUGUCGAGGAAUCAAACGAGAAGAUUACAAGUCUCAAAGCCCUUAUAAACCAGAAGGAUGACGCUUUAGAAAAGAUCAAGGCAAGCUUGAAAGAAGCUGAAGAACGAUUCCAAGAGCUGAAUAGAACAUUAGAAGAAGUACAGAAAGAGAAAAAUGCGCUGGAGUCCAAGAUAGAAGAGCUGACACAAAAAUCGGAAACGUUGAUGGGCAAGCAUUCCGAUAAAGAAAAGGAGCUAGAAAAAGCCACAACUGAAUCUGUUAAAUUCUCCCAUGAAAAGGAUGCGUCAAUUGAUGAAGAGAUCACAUUCAAGAAAGUUAAACCUCUGGAGGUUGUGACCAUUAAACCGACAAGGUCUUCCAAUGGUGCAAGACAACGAAAACGGUCGAGAAAAGGAGACGAGAGCGAGACGAAAGACGAGCCCCAGAUAGUGGUGGAGCUUGAAAAGCAACUGGAAGCAAGCACUCGAGCACUGGACAAGAAAAACACACAGCUCAUAGCAAGAAACAACACAAUCAAACGUCUCGAACUGAACAUUAUCGAGAAGAACAAGAAGAUCGAUGAUCUCGAGGUGCUGAAAAUGAAAUCCUCCACACCACUGACUCCCGGUCGUGAUCAGCGAACAAGGGAGGAGCUGAGGGCGCUACGAAAGCGUGCUAGGGAGGCUGAGAACGAGGUGGACGAUGUCAAAGAGAAGCUUAGAGAUGCAGAAAAGAAGUUGAAGUCCGCCCAGAAAGAUGUCGUGGAGAUUACCGAGGAGAAAGAAGGUUUACAGAAAAUGGCAACCGCUUUUGAGCAACUGAUUGAAGAGAAAGAGGGCUACAUCACUGUGCUGAAGAAGGAGCUUCAAGACCUAAACGAUCAAAAGGAGAAGAAAUCUAACGAACUCUUGCACCAGGAAAAACUCCUGAAGGAGAAACAGCAGCAAAGCGCAUGCGUAGAAAAACAAGUUGAGCAGGAGUUAGCAUUGUUACGCUGCGAACUGGCCGAGGCAAAGCAGAGGGCGGAAACGGCAGAGGCCGCUAUAGUCGAAACAAGCGCAUCCUUGGCACAGAGUAAAACGAAACAGGACAAUGAAAUUAAGACUUUGAAGGAAAGAUUAGCAUCCAAGGAGCUUGAACUAAUAGAGUUAAGAGAGAAGUUGACGAAGUCUGAGGAAGAAAAAAUGGCCACUUUGGGUAAAGCUCAACAAGAGGAUGAUAUCAAAAGUCUGAUGGAGAAAAUAGCGUCAAAGGAAGCAGAACUCAGAGAACUAGGAGAAAAACUAACGAAAUCUGAGCAAGAAAAGUCAGACGAGCUUGGCAAGGUAUGGGAGACAAUGACUGAGCUACAGUCAGUAAUUGAGGAUCGCGGAAAAUCUAUCGACAAGCUUGAAAAAGAGUUGAAAGACCAAGAGGCGAAACACAACAGACAGAAGAACACUCUCGAGCAGACGGUCGCUAAGAUGAAGGAAGUGAUGGAGAGGAAGGGAGGAGACGCGAACAAAGUCAACGCUAGGGUCGCUGAGCUCGAGAAAGAGCUAAAGGAAAAGACGAAGAGCGCCGAGAAGCUCGUCAAAGCGUCGGAGAAACGUGAAAAGGAAAUCGAUGCGCUGAAACGCGCGCUUCAAGACCAGGACCAGGUAAUGGAGGAACAACAAGAUGCACUGACCGAGCGACAGCUGGAGAUAGAGUCCCUCACAGAGGAGUUGCGUACACUUACGGACCAGAACACAUCCACAAAUUCUCUCUCCGCCGAGAUUCGCCGACUAGAAGGCACGCUAUCCGUUUACAUCGAGGAAAAGGACCAGCUACAGCGGGAGCUCGAUGCGCUCAGGAAGACAGAGGCGGGAAUCGAGGUGUCAAAGGUGGAGAUCAGUCGAGAUUACGAGAUUGAGAAAAGUGAGAUCUUGGUAAAGCUGGAGCAGAAGGAAGGAGUGAUCGCCAAGAUGAAGACCCAGCAGAAGAGCUCCGACUCGGCCGCCGCCAAGGAGAAACGGCUGCUUAAACAGCAGUUAAAGGAGAAAGAAUUCGAGAUCAACAAACUCAACGAGAACUUGGAAAAGGCGGAGCGCAAACAGAAAGAGUACGAGGAUCUGAUCCAGCUGAAAGACGUUGAUGUUCGCAAAGCUGCGGAGGAAAAGGAAGGCAUGCUCAAAGCCAUGCGCGAGGCGUUCGAAGUGGCCUCCACCAAGAAGACCGAGUACGAGAACAAACUAGAGUCAGUGCGGAGAGAGAUGCUGGUGGAGCACGAACGCGAACUCGCGCGCGUACGCGAGAGUCACGCGCGUGGAAACGCGAUACACGAGAAGGAAAAGGAAAGGAAAUUGGACAUAAAGGAAGAGUCAGUGCGGAGAGAGAUGCUGGUGGAGCACGAACGCGAACUCGCGCGCGAACGCGAGAGUCACGCGCGUGGAAACGCGAUACACGAGAAGGAUAAGGAAAGGAAAUUGGACAUAAAGGAAGAGUCAGUGCGGAGAGAGAUGCAGGUGGAGCACGAACGCGAACUCGCGCGCGUACGCGAGAGUCACGCGCGUGGAAACGCGAUACACGAGAAGGAUAAGGAAAGGAAAUUGGACAUAAAGGAAGAGUCAGUGCGGAGAGAAAUGCAGGCAGAGAACGAACCCGAACUCGCGCGCGUACGCGAGAGCCACUCGCGUGAAAACGCGACACACGUGAAGAAUGAGGAAAGGAAAUUGGACACAGAGGAAGGGCAAGUGACAGUACCUCAGUCGCCAGGCGAAGACAAGAAGCUGGUCGUUCAGGUUGAGAAACUACCGUCGGAUGUGAAGACUAAAGUUCAGCCACUCAAGAAGACUGGAGAGAUGAAGACUGAAGGAAUUGAAGAGCCGGCAAGUACCGGGCCCAUGAGACGCCUCGCCAAGCGCAGACCUGCCAAGAACCGCACUUCAGACGAGUCCACCACUUCCGAGGAUAGCUCUACUCAGGAUCGCAUUGAGAUAGACGUUACUCCCAUCAUGGGACGUAGACGAACUCGCGCCGCCACAAAGGGCUCAAGAAAACGCCGAAGUAGCAGCGAGCUCUCCCUUGCCGAGAUCAAAGCGCAGUUGUCCGCCGCCAAGUGCCGUAGGAUGGACACAGAUGACGAGACUCCUGGGUCUGUCUCCCGCUCUGUUCGAACCCGCUCCACCGCGGGUAGGACGAGCUCUGUGGUCAAAUCACGACCGAGUACAGCACGAAAAACAUCCACGCUCGUCACACCUGGCAAGCCUCCCAUCCCUCUAACUCCCAAGAAUGAGAGCAGCUCUUUAAGUCUUGCAGAGCACCAGUCCGCGAAGAAGAAGAAGAAAGGUUUCUUCGGCAAGCUUUUCGACUCCGCCGGCGGCGAAAACUCCCCUCCCCGAGUUCCGCCAUCAGGGAAGAAGAGAAAGCUUCUAAAGAAAGACAUAUCCGGUCCCAUGGACACAUUCUCCCCGACGCCCGUUAGAGGCUCAGUCAGCGAGGCGAGCAAAGAUGACCCUGCUAGACGAUUAAUCACUCGACAAUUGCGCUCAAGAAAAUAAUAAGAGAAAUCAGCAUAUAAGUGAGGUGUCCUUUUAUAAUUUACAAAAAUAGUCUGGAUUUUUUUAAUCGGAACUUUUCCAAACAAUCGUAAUAGCUGAUAAUAUAGUUGCAACUAUAACGCUAUUUGAAACCCACUACCAUCAAUUCACAGAAAAUGUCUGGAUCUUUUUGAUUGGGACUUUUCCAAACAAUCAUGAUAGCUGUUAAUAUAGUUACAACUAUAACGGGUAUUUGAAACCCACUAUCGUCAAUUAUUAUUUACUGCCAUAGAACUUGGACAUAUUCAAAUUUGGUCUGACUGUUUAAGAUAGUGUUCUGGGGAAUACAUCUUCACCAGCGGAAAAUAAUAGAAAACGCUAUUUUUAAAAAGAGGAAGGGGGGUUAGUUAGCAAACUAGAUUAUAUGUUGUUGUUGUUGUUGUUUGCAUAUUUGUAAGACAUUUGAAAUAUGUUUUCGUGAACCCAAAAGAAUGAGUUGUGUCAUUGGGGAACAAAAACAAGUUGUUAAUACGUUCCUUGUCACCGUGCUAAACUUCAUAGAAAAGAAACAUCGUUUAGAUAAAUCAGGAAUGUAUUGUGAAUACAAAGUUGAAAAUUGGAAAAUAAAUGUAGAGAAAUAUACUGUUGUAGCGGUUUUGAUAAGCAGUAUAAUGAAAUGAGUUAUUCAUUUU
Nematostella vectensis (starlet sea anemone) is the source of this 8388-nucleotide messenger RNA. Its product is annotated as kinesin-like protein KIF20B. The transcript has 29 exons. NCBI's taxonomy places the organism in Eukaryota, Metazoa, Cnidaria, Anthozoa, Actiniaria, Edwardsiidae. Gene Ontology annotation, molecular function: microtubule binding; ATP binding; plus-end-directed microtubule motor activity. The record is from RefSeq and is a predicted model, not a curated record. Gene Ontology annotation, biological process: microtubule-based movement; mitotic spindle assembly. Gene Ontology annotation, cellular component: nucleus; spindle microtubule. The coding region runs from base 134 to 7717 and encodes 2527 amino acids.